This is a messenger RNA of Symbiodinium necroappetens, 1179 nucleotides long. The record is from the annotation of a GenBank genome assembly. Lineage: Eukaryota; Dinophyceae; Suessiales; Symbiodiniaceae.
AUGUUGGAUGGGUACAACCACGAGCUCUGCGCUGUGCUGCGGAUUGAGACGGUGAAGCACGUCACAGUUCGAGCUGAGACCUGUGAUUUUAUUUCCAACCGACACCACACGCACAUGAACUCGACCAUCUGGGUCACUCUCAGCAACUUCGUCCAGUACCUGGGAAGGACGAACCAGUGCACCAUCGACAAGACUCCAAAAGGCUGGUACCUGCAGUUUGUGGAUAACUCGCCCGAAGCCCGCUUGCGAGCUGCAGCGGCCAAGGCGAAAGAGGAAGGUGAGGUUUCUUCAGAGCAAAGGCAUGACAUUGCCUUGAAGAAGGCCAUAGCAGAGUGCAAGAAGGAUGGAGGCUUCCAGGAGUCAGAGUUCACGGAGCUCCAGCGCAAGGAAGGCGAUGCUCCGAUUUCUUUCAACAUGGCGGCCGGAUCGGCCUCCUCGGCUCCGGCGAAACCUCCUCCAGUCAAGGAGGUCUCAGAGGCUGCCGUCAAGAAGAACGCUCUUGCGCAAGCCUUUGAAACACAUGAGACGACAGAAGAGGCGCAGGACACCAAGAAGCACAAGCUGAGCGCGGUGGAGCGCAUCCGAUUGGAACACGAAGAAUCCAAAAGGCAGAAGCUGCAGCCUGCACCGGCGUCCCCUUCUGAAAGCUCUUCUUCAGGGUCAGAACCUUGGCUAACGGAAGGCAUCAUCGUGAAGGUGAUGCAUCAAGACCUAGCCGGUGGUAAAUACUAUCGCAAGAAGGGCAAGGUAGAAAAAGUCCGCAAGCAGUUUACCGCUGACAUCCGCAUGGUCGAAAGCAGGGACCUCAUUCGCUUGGACCAGGAGAUGCUGGAGACCGUUAUCCCCAACCUGGGCAAGCCAGUCAUGGUGGUGAAGGGCCAGUACAAGGGGAAGAAGGGACACAUGAGGACAGUGGACCUGGAGGCUUUCUGCGUCGCAGUUCAGCUCGAGGACGGCCGACUGCGCACUUGGUCACCUAGCUCGAGUAGACAGUUUUGCCGCAGUGAGUCCAUCGCAACAUGUAGGUUGGAUGUUUCUGCAAACCUGGGGGGUCACCCCCCCUCCCCCCCAAACGAUGGACCAAAUGCGGGGAGGGGUCCCCCCCCAGCCUGCUUAAAUCGUGUCUAUUUGGCAGCUGGAACUGUGUGUUUGCACAUGCCAGGCUUCUAUGAAUAUUAA